This is a messenger RNA of Alnus glutinosa, 1333 nucleotides long. RefSeq lists its product as uncharacterized. Lineage: Eukaryota; Viridiplantae; Streptophyta; Magnoliopsida; Fagales; Betulaceae. Bases 193 to 1143 code for a protein of 316 amino acids. The record is from RefSeq and is a predicted model, not a curated record. Gene Ontology annotation, molecular function: hydrolase activity. The transcript is spliced from 3 exons.
CCCUCCUCCCUCAUCCCACCGAGUCACCGACAGCCAUCCCCCGCCACCCAUCGAAGCACCGCCCACGCAGAUCGCCUUCCCACCGCCGACCAGGAGCGCCGACCACCUUAUUCCCUCUCUACGGUAAGCACACCCAUACUUGGCUCCAUAAAAUCGAAGAAAAAAGUACAGCAAGUGAGAGAGAGAUCAAAGAUGGAGAAGAUAGAGCACACAGUAGUAGCUACAAAUGGCAUAAACAUGCACGUAGCGUCAAUUGGUACCGGCCCAGUGGUCCUCUUCCUCCACGGCUUCCCUGAGCUCUGGUACUCGUGGCGCCACCAGCUUCUCUACCUCUCCUCCCACGGCUACCGUUGCAUCGCCCCCGACCUCCGAGGAUAUGGAGACACUGACGCCCCGCCCUCCGCAGCCUCAUACACGGCCUUCCACAUCGUCGGCGACCUCGUCGGCCUUCUUGACCAUCUGGGUAUCGACCAGGUCUUCUUGGUCGGCCAUGACUGGGGAGCUAUGAUGGUUUGGUACUUCUGCUGGUUUAGGCCCGACCGAGUCAAAGCUGUUGUCAACACGAGCGUGCCAUUUUUUCCCAGGAACCCGGCGAUAAAUAAUGGGGAUGGCCUCAGGGCUUUGUUUGGUGACGAUUAUUAUUUUUGCAGGUUUCAGGAACCUGGAGAAGUUGAAAAAGACUUUGCGUGUGUCGAUACUGCAAUACUAAUGAAGAAGUUCUUUUCACUUUUUGGCCCGAUUCCUCUGUGUGUUCCGAAAGAAGUAGGAUUUAAAGGAUUGCAGACUCCAGAAUCCUUGCCUUCUUGGUUGUCAGAAGAAGAUAUUAAUUACUAUGCCAGCAAAUUUAACCAGAAAGGUUUUACUGGGGGACUGAAUUACUAUCGAGCUAGUGACCUAACCUGGGAGCUCACAGCACCAUGGACAGGAUUACAAAUCAAAGUGCCAGCGAAGUUCAUUGUGGGGGAGCUAGACAUCGUCUACAAUAUCCCAGGCACCAAGGAAUAUGUACACAACGGUGGCUUCAAGAAAGAUGUGCCAAAUUUGCAAGACGUAGUUGUGAUGGAAGGAGUAGCUCACUUCAUCAACCAAGAAAAGGCGGAGGAGAUCAGCGCGCACAUAUAUGAAUUUAUCAACAAAUUCUGAUUGCCAUUGGCCACAGUGGUACUCUAAAUUUCUGUGUGUUAAGUUUCGAUCUACGUCUUAAUUACGCAAGAGAUGUGUUGUUCAAAUUUAAUAAAAGAAUGCAAUAAAACAUCUUCAUCCCGAUGAUUAACAUUAAGCUCUGUUGUGUUGAAGGGUGGGUCAUGCCCUUCAAUUCACUUGAUACUCAAAA